AUGGGACAAACACAGGACAAGUUUGUGGACGAACAAAACGAAGAUGGUUCACAAGAUUCUUCUACUGUGGAAAACUCUGUGAUUACUGAAGCAUUUAAUGUUGCUUCGGAAUCCAUAGUUCACCAUGAUAAUGGUUUCUUAUCGCCCUCCAUAAAGGACUCUCAAUUAAAAGAAAAUUGUUCAAAUUCCGAAAUUGACGACUUAGAUCCUGGUGGUAACCGAAGUGAAAAGAAAAAGUCUUUCACUUCAGAUGGUAAUGAUCACAAGGAAUUUAUGGAAAAAAAUGAGAAUUAUAAUAUACGCCUAACUACCUCUACGAUAGAUUUUACAAAUAAUUCUCUCGCAAAUUCACUUUCAGGUUUAUCAAUUCGAGAUUCUUCCGAUUGCAUACCAACUGCAUCGGUUGUACAAGCGACAACUGUAAAAAACAUUUCACUAAAUAAAGAAUCUCCAAAUGGUGAUACUUGUUCAUCACCAUCAUCACCGCCACCACAAGAUAAAAAUGAAUCCAUUCAUAAAAAAACAUCCAAAGAAAUAAAAUCAACUUUAGCUGAUGAAUCUGAAUAUACAAUACCACCUGCUAUAGCUGAAGAUGUUUUAAGAGAAAUGUUAGCAAAUAAACCAAGUCAAGAUUUACUUGAAGAAUUAGAAUCAACACCGGUAAUUAUAAAUGGAAAAAAUGAAAAUUCUUCAUUAAAAUGUAAAGUUGAUUCGGUUACUCAUGAAAAAAAUGCGUGA
Diversispora eburnea is the source of this 738-nucleotide messenger RNA. The record is from the annotation of a GenBank genome assembly. Lineage: Eukaryota; Fungi; Glomeromycota; Glomeromycetes; Diversisporales; Diversisporaceae.